This is a messenger RNA of Aureobasidium melanogenum CBS 110374, 195 nucleotides long. RefSeq names its product Homeodomain-like protein. Gene Ontology annotation, biological process: regulation of DNA-templated transcription. The annotation marks the transcript as partial. Gene Ontology annotation, molecular function: DNA binding. The transcript has 2 exons. Lineage: Eukaryota; Fungi; Ascomycota; Dothideomycetes; Dothideales; Saccotheciaceae. The record is from RefSeq and is a predicted model, not a curated record.
CAUUACGAGUAUCAGAAUGGAAAGUCAAGGAAGAGAAGCAAUCUUCCCAAGCAAUCGACAGAGAUCAUGAAGCGAUGGUUCGAUGAAAACAUGCACAACCCAUAUCCCAGCGAAGAGCAAAAGAGGCAUUUCGCCGCAGUUGCUGGUAUCAAUUUGACUCAGGUCAGCAACUGGUUCAUCAACCACAGGCGCCGC